CAAAUCCAUCGUUCCUGCCUCUUCCACUUAGACGACUUCCUCGUUUCCCGCUUCUAGCCACAUCCCCAGCCCAAGUCUGAAUGAUUGGUGCAGCAUUGCCCCCUCCGUACUGCCCUGUCUUCUUGCUGCGCUGCCGCCAUUUUCUCUCCCUGGACCCGUGCCCCUUUUUUUUUCUCCAGCUCUUACUCUCUUCCUCUUCCGUGUUGAUCUGUUUCACUCGUGUUUGGCGUUUGGAAUAAGCCGUCCCCGAACGGCGUUUCGCUGUCAAGCACACCGACACUGUCUCCUAGCUCCGCUGUAACUUAAUUACUCUGAUUGACUGACCUUACCUCCUUGCACUCGGCACAACAACCAGAGAAAACUCCAUUGCUGUGCGCGCUAACUGCGCGUCGCAUCUGCACCUGCAUUGGAGGUAAACUCCAAUCUCUACACGCGUUCCUCUCCUCUCCACGUCAGCCCCGACCAAUCCCCACCUCGCGUUCUCGGCGAAUCAUCGCUGGAAUUUCCGGAGGCGCGUCCCGGCGCGUCGCGUCGCGUCACAAGCGGCAGCAAGCCGUGUAUGGCUGCUAAUGUAUCUCCGUGGAGGAGCAGUAAGCCUUGAAGACCCUGGAAACAGAAUCCGGGAGUUCCUGCGACUGGCGUGUGCCAGCACGCGUAAAUAAUCCGCGGUGACCGGUGGCAACGUUGCAACUAACGCGACAUUCGGAGCACAUCCUGACCACAUUCCGAGCACAUUUAAGCGCAUUUUAAGCAUAUUCCGAGCUUCCCGAGCAAGAGGAUAGGGAGACGAAGUUGGCGGAAUGGCGUCUGACAUGGACUGCCCGUGCGAGCGGCUGGUGGUGGCGGUGGGCAAGGACAACGCGUCGAAAGAGGCCAUCCGGUGGGCCGUCGCCAACAAGAUUCGCUCUUCCAACGACGUCCUCAUCCUGCUCCACGUCGUCUCCCGGCUGCCGGGACCAAUGGGCACGGAGAUAUACCAGAGCGAGGUGAACAACACGCUGUUCGUGCACUACGUGCGCACCGUAGUGCAGCCCAUGAUGUCGCUCCUCAAGUCCUCCAUCAGCGCGCAUGUGAACGUGCAGAUGAAGCUGGCGCGCCACAACCACCGCGACAAGGGGACCAUGGAGGAGGCGCGCAACCUCGGCGCCACCACGCUCGUCGUCGGUAGCAAUGGCCGCUCCUCCCUCUUCUCCAUGAAGCCCAAGAUAUCCGCAUUGGGGCAGUACUGUGCCAAGUACCGCCCGUACGGCAUGGCGGUGAGCGUGGUCGAGAAGGGCGGAAAGGUCGUGCUCUCCAAGGACGCCGACGCACCCUCCUCCGUCUCCAACAGCGGCAGCCCAGCUUCCUCUGGCCGAGCCUCGGGCCAGAUCAGCCCGGGCCAGUCCGGGAGGUUCCAGCGCAAGGGCGGGGGAGGGUCAGGGCCGGGGUCGGGCGCGGGGACUGGGGCGAGUACCCCGAAUAGCAUGGACGGCGGUGGGGGGUUUCCCAGGCGGGGGGGGAGUGUUGCUGGGAUGAGCGGAAUGGGUGGCGGCGGUGGAGGUAGUUUUGGUGGGCGGAGUAAUAGUGGUGGUGUUGGUGGUGGGGUUGGUGGGGGUGGGGGUGGUGUGACGCCGGAGGUGUCUGGAGUGUUGGAGCCGACCUACAGUGGGACGUUCAGUGACGGGGUCGAAGGCCAAGCGCAAGCCCUGGACCCUCUCCGCACCUCCCCCGCGCGCGCCCUCAACCCUGACCCCCGCUCCAACCCCAACCGCCUUCUCCUCGCCUCAGACGUCCGCUCCUCCCCCUCUCGCGCCGCCAUGCCCACUCCCCCCUCCGCUCUCUCCGCCCUCGACUCCUCCGCGCCCCUCCUGCGCCCCUCUGGCCUAGGCCCGCGCGGGUCCAUGAACGAGCGGGUGCUGGGGGGAGUGGGGGGGCUAUCAAUGGGGGGCAAUGGCAGCGGCACCUUGCAGCCUGUGUACGGCACCCAGCCGGGUGGCGGUGGGGGUGGGGGGCCAGUGGGAAUGAGCUCGUCAGGCUCCCCUAGCACCAGUGGGUCGACUAAUCUCCUCAUGACGGGCCGCCGCUUCCCCCGUGCGGGCUCUUCUGACUCCUCGCCCACCUCCUCCACCUCCUCCCCCAAUUGGAACCGCCCCGGUGCUCCGGGCGGCGGCACUUCCUCUGCUGCCGCAGCAGCCGCUGCCGCUGCAAAUCUCCAGCAGGGGCAGGGGGUGGGGGGCCCACAGGACGCAGUGGCAGUGGGGCUGGCAGCCGGGCUGCAGGGAGAGGCGCUGGAGGAUUUUGUGGCGUGGAGGAGAGGCAACCCCAUGGCGACGUACGCGCAGCAGCAGGAGUACAUCCUGGAGGCGCAGCGGCGCAUGGCGACUGGUGGCGCGGGGAUGAUGGCGAUGAUGCAGCAGCAGCAGCAGCAGCAGUGGAAGGGCCAGGUGCCGGGGCUCAUGUCUAUGAACUCUCUGGGGUCUGGGGCCUCUGCUGAUGAAGGCAAUGACGAUCUGCGGAAGGAGCUAGAGCGUAUGCGUCUGCGCGCAGCAGAGGCCGAGCGCGCGCAAGCCGAAGCCGAGCUGCGCGCGCAACGCCUCAUGAUGGAGGCCGAAACCUCCGUGCGUGCAGUCGAGGCCCAGCAGCGGCAGAAGGAGCUGGAGACCGCAGCACGCAUGGAGCAAGCCGCCUUAGAAGCGAUGACCGCACAGGCUGCGGCCGAGCAGGCGCGACGGGCUACCGAGGCAGAGGUGCUGCGGAAGGCCGCAGCGAGGAAGGAGGCCGCGGCGAAGGUGGCGGAGCUGGAGGUGCAGGCGAAGAGACGGAAGGAGGCGGAGUUACGGGCGCUGAAUGGAUCCAUGGGGGGGAACUCUGUGGGGAGCAGCGGGAGCAAUGGGAAGGGCGGGGGAGGAAGUGGGUCGGGGGGAGAGGGAGCGGGAGGGAGUGGGGAGGGUGGGGAGCAGAAGCAGCAGGGGUCUGGGGGGAGUGCGGUGGGGAGUGGGUCGGGAAGUCCUGUGAUGCAGGAGGGGCCGUUUGUGGAGCACACGUGGGAAGAAAUGAAGGCGUGCACGGACAACUUCAGUGAUGCGCGCAAGAUCGGCGAGGGCGGGUUUGGGACGGUGUUCCUGGGCACGCUGCACCACACGCCCGUGGCCGUGAAGGUGCUCAAGAGCCGCGACCACCACAAAGUGCAGAACGAGUUCCGCCAGGAGGUGGCGGUGCUGAGUCGCAUCCAGCACCCGCAUGUGGUGAUGCUGCUGGCGUGCUGCUCUUCGCACUUCUGCCUCAUCUACGAGUACAUGGCGGGCGGCAGCCUGGACGAGCGCCUGCGCUGUGCCAAGGGCUGCUCCCCCCUCCUCUGGCACUCACGUCUCCGCAUCGCAGCAGAAGUCGCCUCGGCGCUCCUCGUCCUCCACAACCGCCCCGUGCCCAUCGUCCACCGCGACUUAAAGCCCGCCAACAUCCUCCUGGAUAAGAACCUAGUGGCCAAGCUCGCGGACGUCGGGCUCGCGCGGCUCAUGCCGGCCGCCGACGACUCGUCCGGCAACGGCAACGCGGUCAUGCGGACGUACGCAAGGGAAUCAGUAGCCGUGGGGACCUUUGCCUACAUGGACCCGGAAUUCCAACGCACUGGGGAGUACGGGCCGAAGUCCGACGUCUACGCGCUGGGGAUCGUCCUCCUGGAUUUGCUCACUGGCCUCCGCCCUAACGCGUUCGAGGGGCUGGAGGAUGCGGUGGACGACGAGGACGAGGACGCACUCGCAGCUCUCCUCGACAAGACCGCGGGCGACUGGCCGGUGCCCCUCGCGAUGGAGAUUGCCAAGAUGGCGCUCAAGUGCUCGGAGAUGCGGCGGAGGAGCCGGCCGGACCUGGCGACGGUGGUGAUGCCGGUGCUGGAGAAGGCGAGGGAGAUUGCAAGCAAAGUGGAGGAGGAGGUCGAAGCCGCGCCCUGGAAGGCGGGGAGUAUGCCCAGCCCCAGGAAGGCUGCUAGCUGCUUCUUUUGUCCGUUGACCAAGGAGGUGAUGCAGGACCCGGUGCUGGCAGCGGACGGGCACACGUACGAGCGCGCGGCCAUCGCCAAGUGGCUGGCGGAGGGCAACAGCACAUCGCCCAUGACCCAAGAGCUGCUGCCCAACACUGACGUCAUGCCCAACCAUGCCAUCCGCGCCAUGAUCACCGAGUGGCGCGACGGCAAGUAGAGGGGCGGCAAGUAGGUGGGAGGGGGGCACAGGGUAAGGUGGAAGGCGGAAGGGGGAUGGAGGAAGAGGAUGAGGGAUGAUGGGUGGGGGGUGGGUGGUGGGUUGAGGAAGAGAGUAGGGAAGGGGGAUUUUUAAGAGAUGUGGGAAGGGAGGAGGGUGAAGGGGAAAGGGAGCGGGUGAGAGGGGGAAGGGGUGGCAGAAGGGAGGGGUUGAUGGGAUAAGGGACAAAGGGGAGGAGGAGAAAGAGUUCGGGAGUGGGGGGGGAGGAGGGGAGGAGAGGAUUAGGUGGCAACUGAAAGUAGUACCAUGGAGGGAUUGAGAAAGGUUCUAUUUGAUUGUGCCAUCUUGUCUUUACUACUGUCUCAGCUCGUAGUGCUGCCCUGUGAUGCUGCUCAGCAGAACUAGACCUGCGAUGGUAUUUAUGUAACAUGCUUUGUUGAAUAUACUGUUCAUCUGUGU
This is a messenger RNA of Closterium sp. NIES-67, 4634 nucleotides long. The record is from the annotation of a GenBank genome assembly. Lineage: Eukaryota; Viridiplantae; Streptophyta; Zygnematophyceae; Desmidiales; Closteriaceae.